AGGAGGCCGGGCGGCCCCUGAGCGAGGAGCGCACGCACGCACGGACCGAGACUUGCCCCGGCUCGGCCCGGCCCGGCCCGGCCGCCAUCAGCGGAGAGAAGCCGCCCGGCUCCCGCCUCCGCCGCGACAUGGAGGCUGUGAAAGCCUUUAACAGCGAGUUGUACUCGCUAAAUGAUUAUAAGCCACCCAUUUCUAAAGCUAAAAUGACACAGAUCACCAAGGCAGCAAUCAAGGCUAUAAAGUUCUACAAGCAUGUUGUACAGAGUGUUGAGAAAUUCAUUCAAAAGUGCAAACCAGAGUACAAGGUGCCUGGUCUGUAUGUCAUUGACUCCAUUGUGAGACAGUCUCGGCAUCAGUUUGGACAAGAAAAGGAUGUAUUUGCACCAAGAUUCAGCAAUAACAUCAUCAGCACUUUCCAGAACUUGUACCGUUGUCCUGGUGAUGACAAGAAAGUGGAGGAUUCUGAGGGUUUUGUCUUCACAGAAAUUCAUGUUAUAGGGUCAUUAGUUAAGGAUCCUCUUGUAGUUCUGGACAAAAAAAUUAUUCAGCCUCUCUUGGAUAUGGCAGCAGGAAUUCCUCCUCCCGUUGUGACCCCUGUCUUGCCCAGCACUACAGCUGCUAUGAGCAACAAUACGCCAGGUACGCCUGUAACUCCAGUUACCCCAGCCAAUGUGGCGCAGAGUUUGCCUGAUCCUUGGGUAUCUCAGAUUGCUAACACAGACACCCUUGCUGCUGUUGCACAGAUUUUACAGAGUCCUCAAGGCCAACAGCUUCAGCAGUUGAUACAGACACUGCAGAUACAGCAGCAGAAACCUCAGCCUUCGCUACUUCAAGCUCUGGAUGCCGGUCUCGUUGUCCAGUUACAGGCCCUUACAGCACAGCUCACAGCUGCAGCUGCUGCUGCUAACACACUUAAUCCACUGGAACAGAGUGUCUCUUUUAAUAAGAAGCUGAUGGACAGGUUUGACUUUGGGGAAGAAUCUGAACAAAAUGAAGAGCCUAAAAAGGAAACUCCCUCUUCCCAAUUGCCAUUAGUACCAGAAUCUGUGAACAACUCACUUUUUCACCAACUAGCUGAACAGCUACAGCAGCAAAAUUUAGAACAUCUCAGACAGCAGCUUCUGGAGCAGCAGCAGCCUCAAAAGGCAAGCCCUGAGGAGAAUCAAGAAGGAAAUUUUGGUUCAGAGCACUCUGCAUCACCAUCACAAGGGAGUAGUCAACAACAAUUUUUAGAAGUGGAAGCAAAUGUAGAUGAUUCCAUGGAUAUUCAACAGCAGGACAUGGAUAUAGAUGAAGGUCAGGAUAUUGCUGAAGAAGAGAUUUUUGAACAAGAAGAAAAGAAAUCAGCUGUUCGUUCAAGAUCAAGAACUCGUUCAAGAUCUCGUUCAAGGUCACCAAGAAAACGAAGGUCUAGAUCACGAUCUGGUUCUCGUAAGCGGAAACACAGAAAACGUUCACGCUCAAGAUCAAGAGAAAGGAAGAGAAAGUCUUCUCGGUCAUACUCCAGUGAAAGAAGGGCUAGGGAAAGGGAAAAAGAGCGUCAGAAAAAGGGAUUGCCUCCUAUACGAUCAAAAACACUAAGCGUUUGCAGUACUACUCUUUGGGUAGGUCAAGUAGACAAGAAGGCUACACAGCAAGAUUUAACAAACUUGUUUGAAGAAUUUGGACAAAUAGAGUCAAUUAAUAUGAUUCCCCCAAGAGGAUGUGCUUAUGUCUGUAUGGUACAUAGACAAGAUGCAUAUCGUGCUCUUCAGAAACUUAGUUCUGGGUCAUAUAAAAUUGGAUCUAAAAUUAUUAAGAUUGCUUGGGCUUUGAAUAAAGGUGUGAAAACAGAAUACAAACAAUUCUGGGAUGUGGAUCUGGGAGUUUCCUAUAUUCCAUGGGAGAAAGUGAAAUUGGAUGAUUUAGAGGGCUUUGCUGAAGGUGGCAUGAUUGACCAGGAAACAGUAAAUACAGAGUGGGAAACAGCCAGAAGCUCAGAAGCUGCUAAAGAAAAUACUCAAACGACGCAGAGUGCUACAGUUGAUAAGAGUACCGUUAUCACAACACAGACAGAAGCUUACACACAACCAGUCACUAUGCUGCAGAUUCCAGUAGCUCCAGCUGUGCCUGCUGUUAGCUUGGUUCCACCUGCGUUUCCUGUCACAAUGUCUGUCCCUCCUCCUGGUUAUAGCCCAAUUCCUCCUCCACCCUUCUUGAGAGCAAGUUUCAACCCUUCACAGCCACCUCCAGGUUAUAUGCCUCCUCCAGUUCCACCUGUUGUCCCACCACCCGUUGUCCCACCACCUGUUGUCCCACCAGUUGUUCCAACACCUUUAGUACAGCCUCCAUUACCAAUUGCACAAGAGACGAUGAAGGAUGUUCCUUUCACUGGCCUUGUUCUACCAGUUGGCACAGUUACUAGCAAUCUAGCUACUCCAACAUUAUCUGCUGGAAGUGUUUUUAAUCCCCUACCGAUCAACAAACCAGAAUCAGAUGACAAAGGACCACAUCUUACAGACCUUCAGAUUUCUUCCAGUGAAAACAAUAGAUCUGUGCAAAGUGAUGUCUCGAGUACCUCUGGACUUGUUGGAGGAGUGCAGCCACCCAGUGUCUCAAGCAAUUCUGGGCUUACCGGAGAAGGGCCACCAUCCGCUGGCUCAAGUAGCUCUGGGCUUGCAGGGGGAGUACAGCCACCCAGUGUUUCAAGCAGCUCUGGAAUUGUAGGAGGAGUGCAACCGCCAACUGUUUCCAGCAAUUCUGGUCUUGCAGGAGGAAUGCAGUUGCCUGCUGUCUCCAGUAGCUCUUCUCUUGCUGGCGGGAUUCAGCCAACUAAUGCCUCAAGUAGCUCUGGACUUAUGGCUGGAGUGCCACCACCAAAUGCCUCAAGUAGCUCAGGGCUUCUAGCUGGAGUUCAUCCUCCUGGUGUCUCAAGCAGCCCUGGCCUUCUGACAGGAAUGCAGCCACCCAGUGUUUCCAGUAGCUCAGGAGUUCUGGCAGGAGUACAGCCACCGAGUGUUUCAAGCAACUCUGGGCUUCUCAUAAUGCCACCACCCAACGUUUCAACUAGUUCUGGACUUAUGGGAGUGCCACCACCAAAUAUUUCAAGUAAUUCUGGACUUCUGGCAAUGCAGCAUCCAGGUGCAGUUCCAAACAUGCCUCAUUUAAAUAUCAGUAAUCAAAGAAUGCCAGGAAUGCCUCUUAUAGAUAUCCGUCCAGGCCUAAUGCCCCAUUCGCCUGGACCAAGGUUUCCAUUGAUGCAGCCAGGAAUGCCACCACAGCGUACUAUUCCUCCUCCCGCAAUCCUUGAUCCAUCUCUUCACCCACCACCACCUCGAGGUCCUUUUCCUCCAGGAGAUAUUUUUAAUCAAACAGAAAGACCUUUUGGAACACCAGGAAGACAAAAUAUUGAUAACAUUUCUAAUCCAGAGAAAAGGCUACCACUUGGAGGUGAUAACAUUCAACAGGAGGGGGACAGAGAUUAUCGCUUUCCUCCGGUGGAAAACCGAGAUAAUCUUAACAGACCAUCUCCAGUGGAUGUCAGAGAUUCUGUUGGACGACCACCAGUUGAUCCAAGAGAGGGUAUAGGAAGGCCUCCAGUAGAUGGAAGAGAACAUUUUGCUAGACCACAUAUAGACAUGAGAGAAAAUUUUGGAAGACCAGGUAUGGAUAACCUUGGCCGAAGAGAGCAUUUUGGUUUCAAUUCAGACAAGCACUGGGGACAGAGAGGAGAUUAUGAUGAAAGAGAGCACCAUGCCUUCCCUAUUUAUGGUGGCCCUAAAGGCUUCCAUGAAGACAGAGAGAGGUUUCGGCAUGUAAACUAUAGGUUUGAUAGUAGAAGUGGUCCCAGUUGGAAUAGAGGAUUUGAACAAGAUGCUCACAGAGAUUUUGAUGACCGCAGAAGACCCUGGGAAAGACAGAGGGAUAGGGAUGACAGAGAUUUUAAUUUUUGCAGAGAAAUUAAUGGAAACAGGUUUGGAAGAGACAGAAUGUCAAACAACUGGAUCCCGCCUCCACAUCCACGGGUUUUUGAAUAUUUUGAUGGGGCCACUUCUCAACGCAAAGCUGAUAAUAUGCCCCAGGUAAAUGGUGAAAAUACAGAGACAGAAAGUCAGCCACCAACUGCACAGGUGCAGGAUGAUCCAGAACUUUAUGAAAAACUGACAUCUUCUGUCGAGAUAAACAAAGAGAAGAGUGACACAGAAGCUGAUAUAGAGAGUGAACCAGUGGUAGAAAGCACAGAAACUGAGGGGACAUAAUCAUCACUCAGUAGGUAAAAGAUACCUUUUGUAAAGUUGUCAUCUCUCUGUAAUAGAUAAAUGGCUGACUGGACCGUAGCAGUUCACUUUUGUCUGCCAGAAUUAAGUUAAUCUGAUGUUCAUGUUCAUCUUUCACUUAAAUAUCUGUACAACUGACUUGUAUAGAACACUGUUCUUAAUUUGAACAUGGUAGGUAAACGUUUUUUGCUUUUGGGUUUUUUUUUUAAUUUUAUUUUAUUUCUUUGGUAAAACAUAAACUUGCCCCCAAUUGCUUUUAAUUUCACAAUGAUAAAUUAACAGCUUGUCAAACAAAGACUUCCUAUGGAAGAAAAUGGAAUUUUUAGAUACUACCCAUAGUUUGGCUAUCAAAAUUGUUAUACUUGAAAACAGGUGCUGGUGUAUCUUGUCCGUGUUUUUAGACUGCUGCAGAAUUUUAAAGUAUAGAUAAAGCUGUGAUAUUUUAUGUUCCUACAAUUCGGCAGAAAAAAAAAUGGCCCAUGUUACUUAAGGAGCAUAACACAGAGAUUAAAAGUGAUUUUGUAAAAUCUACACUAUAGUCUCUGUUUUCUCUAAAGUAAGUGUUUGUGAUUUGUUCCUCGUACUGCAGUGGGUUUAAAAAAUGAAAAAAAGUACAUUUUAAUGUUGGGUGCAUUUUGUUUUUAGAUGCCAAUAAAGCAUAUUUGUUUGA
Messenger RNA from Pyrgilauda ruficollis (rufous-necked snowfinch), 4926 nucleotides. It is a transcript of the gene SCAF8, whose product is annotated as SR-related CTD associated factor 8. Bases 129 to 4238 code for a protein of 1369 amino acids. The record is from RefSeq and is a predicted model, not a curated record. NCBI's taxonomy places the organism in Eukaryota, Metazoa, Chordata, Aves, Passeriformes, Passeridae. Gene Ontology annotation, cellular component: nucleus. The transcript is spliced from 21 exons. Gene Ontology annotation, molecular function: RNA binding.